Nylanderia fulva is the source of this 3821-nucleotide messenger RNA. RefSeq names its product Sarcolemma associated protein (gene Slmap). Gene Ontology annotation, molecular function: protein binding. NCBI's taxonomy places the organism in Eukaryota, Metazoa, Arthropoda, Insecta, Hymenoptera, Formicidae. The record is from RefSeq and is a predicted model, not a curated record.
ACUAUUUUGACAGAUACACAAUUUAUAUAUUAAAUUUGAUAUAACGCUACAGCAAAAAUUUUCUCGCUAUUUUAUCUUUUUACUCCGAACUCUCUCUUCGGUAUAUUUACGUCCUGUGCUCGAGGUGUCGGUAAGGUAGGUCUUUUUUCGCGGCAUUCCCUCUCUCUCUCUCUCCCUCGCGUCACGGGCGCCUCCCGAAAACAGCGGAACGCGGAACUGGGGAGACAGAGUGCGGACGGAGGAACGCGAACCGUUGUAUUUUCACGGGGGCCAUACGUCGUUCGUGCGCGGAAAUUCCUCGUCCCCGAUCGCCCGAGAGAGCCGGAGAGCGUCGUUUCCGCGAGCUCGCGCUUCCUGCCGCUCGUUCCACGCGCGGCGCGUCGUCCCCGUAGGCGCCGCACCCCGGGGCCGCACGAACAGCUGGCGCGGAUGAAGAAACGCCACGGGCGAGAUUACGCGACAGCGUAACCACGUUCUCUCUCUCUCUCUCUCUCUCUCGAGAGUGUGUAAGUGUGUAAGUGAGUGUCUUCGCCCAUCAUCCUCGGAGAGGAACAUCGAGGACGUCGCUCGUCUUCGAGGAAAAUCAAGUCGAAGCAUAUUCGGUGAUCGAGAAGAAGAGGAGGGCGGAUUCGGAGUAAAUCUUUCGCGAGGACUUGGUGACAUCUUUAUAUAUAUACAUAUAUAUAUAUAUAUAUAUUAUUUAAAUGGAGGAAAGCAUGCCGAAGACGGCGUCGAGGGCUCGUGGUGUCGCGAUGCCCCCGUGACCGAGUUCGAGGCUCAGUUUUGUCGGUGCUGCUGCCCCGUGCUGCCGGACAACGGGUUCCUUGGUUUGAUUGCAAAGAGAAAGACUCAUCCUUGGACUCUCGCUUCUUGGAGUAAUACUUACCUUCAUCGUCGGCUAUGGUUGUAGCUAGCAGCGGAGGGUGGGUACAAAAUGCCAGUGCGCCCGCUGAGCAGAACAACUCCAACCUGAGCCAGAACAAUACACAGAACAACAACAACAACAAUAAUAAUAAUAACAACAACAAGAUGACUGCCAAAGGUGUUCUGAUCUGCCGGGACAAUUCCCAUCCCUUCCAGGAGCGUACUCUGACUCUGGAUCAACCUGUCAAGAUCGGUCGUUCGGUAGCCAGAGCAAGAGCCGCGCCGAAUAAUGCAAUCUUCGACUGCAAAGUACUCUCUAGGAAUCACGCAUUGCUCUGGUACUCCUCUGGGAAGUUUUACCUGCAAGACACGUGCAGCAGCAAUGGUACGUUUGUCAAUAAUCAGAGACUCAGCGCAUCAGGACUUGAGUCGACGCCCAAGGAGGUUUGCUCCGGGGACAUAGUGCAAUUUGGAGUGGACGUUGUGGAAAGUACAAAGAAAGUUACCCAUGGAUGUAUAGUCGCUACUUUAAAGCUGUAUCUGCCUGAUGGGAAAGAGGCCAAAGCCAGUCUCAGCACCUCUGUCAGCUUGCCUGCUGGGAAUGUGUCCCUCGAAGACCUUUAUAAGCUUAAUCAAGUGAUGCAAGAAGCCUCGAGACGAGAGAAGGCUCUCUAUUCCAAACUGGGGUAUCUGCAACAGCUGGUGGAGAAUACUCGUAAGGCUGCCAAUCAGUCGUGGAAGGCACUGAUUACAGAGGACCGUCUGCUGUCCUGGGUGAUGACUGUGGAAAGUCAGUUGGCGGUUUACUCAAAGAACUAUACCGAGGACAAGAUUAGGAACGAACUGGCGAAGCUUCAGGACGAAAAGGCGCAGUAUCAGAAUGCCGCCAAGGAAGCGUUGCAGAAGAUACUGCAGGAGAAGCUCGAGGUCACUCAGAGACUGGUGCAAUUGGAGGGACGUCUGAACGAGACGGAGGAGGAAUGUCAAAGUUUACACAACGUGGCCAAGUAUACUCAGACGGAACUUCAGGAACUCAGCGCGAAAUACGCGGAGACUCAGAAGAAGUUGCAGGAGACCACCAUUAAGCUUCUGGAGAACGAGGAGAAGAUGAAGGAUAUGCUGAUGAGCGCGGAGCAGGAGAAACGAGACCUCGGGAAACGCCUCGAGGAUCAGUCCAGGGUCGAGAAGUAUCUACGGGUGAGAUUGCGCGAUUCUCGAUUGGACUCGGUGAAUAUUUACAAGCAGAUCACCGCCUUGAGGAAUUACACGCAGACUCUGCAGGAUAUGAAUUUGAAGCUGGAUGUGGGCGAGAAUUUCGAUUCCAAGUCCAACGAGGAUCCUAUAGAGGCUAUCAAUACUAUUCUUAACAAAUUGAAUUCCAUUCACGUCGACAACAUCGACAUCAAUCUCAUAGACAGCGAUAUUAAUCUUUAUUUAUCCAAGAGCGAGCAGGAUAAUCAAAUCAAUUCGCCGGACGCGGAUAGAGUCGACAUCCGACGUAUCUUCCAAGGUCAAUGCAAGCAACUAAAGUCCUCCGACUUGUCGUUCACCAAAGAUCAGCUGGACGACCUGCAGACAACGACCGACGACAGUCUCACGGAGUACAUCCUGCCACCGCCGUCGUCCAGAAGGACCUUGGUCAACGGGAACCUGGGCAAUCUGGACACCAACGGCGACUCGGACACAAACUCGGAGGCGACCGACGACACGUGCAGUAUUACGAACGACGACGCGAGCGAGAAGUCCGUCAUAGAGAAUAACACGGAGAAAGUGGACGCUCUCUGGUCGGAGCUGGAAACUGACAUAAAGCAGGACAAGCCGGAGGUUCGAUUCGCCGACGUCGAGGACAAUCAGCAGUCGGUGGUGCCAACGGAACAAAUUGCCAAAGACAACGACGACGUCAAAACAUCAGCGACCGAGGACGACGUCAGCAUCGUCGACGGGACGUCGAUGUAUGAUGACGAGGAUAAGGAUCACCGGCGAGAAGGAGACGACGAGGAGGCGGCGAAAGGAAACGAGGAGCGCGUAGAGGGGGAUUACAUCAAGACCUUGAAGCCUGUACUCAAGAACGACGCGGCGAUGCAGCACCAGCAGGCUCACCAGUCCAGCAGGGACUACGUGUUGCAGACGUUAAUUGGCUCUUUAGACUCGUUAAGAGGCGAGGACAGCUACGAGGCGCAGCGGACGGUGAAGAGGGAGAUGGAGGAGCUGAAGGACUGGCUCGCCCGGGAGCCGAACGAGAUUGUCGUUGACAAAUUGCGGGAGCUGUAUUAUCGCGCGAAGAACGAGGCCCAGCGGAUGCAGGAGGUCAAUGAGGAGCUGGUAAUAGUGAAGGAGAAGUACAACGCGUUCGUCGAGGAGAAGGCAGAGCUGUCCAGGAAGUACAUGUCCUUGAAGGCGCAGUGCGGUGAUCUGUUGAACGCGACUUACAACGUCCCGAUACACUACGUGGCGCCUAUCGCGCUCGUGCUGGUGUGGCUGCUGCUGGAGAAGAUAUUCUAAUCUCGCGUUCUAGACACUCUUCGCCCGAAUCCGAUCUUAUAUUUGAGUUUUCAGUCCGGUCGAGAGUUGAUUUAAGAUCCCAUUCAACCAAUCAGAUGAUUGCGCAUCUUAAAUAUAAGAUCGGCCUGUGAAUACCAGCCUUCAUCUCUCUCUCCAAUAUUUUUUUUUCUCAUAUUGCGUAUACCGGGUGUACAAAGGUUACCGCAUCACUCGUUAAUGGGAUAUUCCGGGUUAUUUUUUCUCGAAAAUGUCAAAGAGUGUCAUCGUUUUUUUUUUGCACCAUAUCGUAUAUUUAUAACUAAGCUAAGUUAAAAUUAUAUCAAUUUAAGUUCAAGUUAAGGGGAUGUUUGUGGUUCAUCGAUAAAUAUUAUUUUUAUUUGCAUUAGGUCAACCUAAAGGAUAAGAAAACUAAUUAUUUAACUUUCUUGGUUCUUUUUAUAUAUAUAUACAGGGUC